Molecule: messenger RNA, 2273 nt
Organism: Ruditapes philippinarum (Manila clam)
Lineage: Eukaryota; Metazoa; Mollusca; Bivalvia; Venerida; Veneridae
Exons: 7
Coding region: 134-1396 (420 amino acids)
Source: RefSeq, a predicted model, not a curated record
GAGAUUUCGUCCCGGGUAAUCAAUAUUCCGGAUACCAGAAGAAAGUGAUUUCCUACCUGACAUGAAGAGUAUCUCGGAUGUAAACAAAAUAUUGUUACAUAAAUUUGAAAUCAGAACAUUCGUUAUGUAAAGUAUGACAGUUAGAUGUUUUCGAAGGUUCUAUAGCCAGGCACCAAAAAUGUCAGAUCAAAUAAGAAAAUGUUCAGACGGAGCUGUGUGGGGCAUGCUUAUAGCUGAUGCACUAUCUAUGCCUGUACAUUGGUAUUACAAUCCUCAAGACAUAUAUACAGGCUAUGGCUCCUGGUUGACUGGUUAUGUGGCGCCAAAUAAGAGACACCCAUCAAGUAUCUUGUCUCUUUCAUCUGUAGAUGGAUCUGGCAGGACUGGGUGGCACAGUAAAUCCAAACAAAUUAUAGGGAGUGUUAUAUUACACGAUAAAUUAAAAUAUUGGCAAGGUGACAGAUCAACACAUUAUCAUCAAGGUAUGAGAGCUGGAGACAACACACUCAAUUCUCUAACAGCUCUCAAUAUACUCAACACUUUACAACAAGUUGAUCCAAAUCUUACUAAGUCAAGCAGGAAUGUAAGAGGUCUGGUUUUAGAAGAGUAUGUGAAAUUUAUGACCACCCCAGGAACACAUAAUGACACAUAUGCAGAAUCAUUUCACAGAUCAUUUUUCAAGGACUGGGCAUCUGAGGAGAAAAAACUAGUUACUGCAGAGGAGCUUUUAGAAUUCACAGACAAAAGGUACCAACAAAAGUCAAAAGGUCCUGGGGACUCACAGUUGGUUGUUAUAGGUGCAAUGUCUCCAGCACUUCCCUGGAUCAUAAGAAAUGCCCACAGAUCAGAAGAUGAAUGUGCAAGAGAAACAAUUGACUUUGUGAAAUGUACUCAUCCUGUACCAGCAAUUAUACCAUUUGUUGAUCUCUAUGCUAGACUAUUACAUGGCGUGAUUAAUGGAAAAGAUUUGAAGCAAGAGGUUUUAAGGGUGCUGAGUCAUUCGGAGCUAGGAGGACCUCGGAAGAGAGAAAUGGUAGUCUCUCUAAUUGAAAGAGCAGAAAGACAUCCAAAAGGGUCUGAGGAAAGGCUUAGGGCUUAUCAAACAGCUACACAGACGUUAGGGUCAGCGUGCUAUGUAGAAGGUGCUAUGAGCUCAAUGCUGUUUUUAGCAUAUGAAUUUGCAGAAGAUUUUAGAGGAGGUGUUCUUAGUAAUGCAAAUUGUGGAGGAGAAAAUUGUCAUCGUGGGGCUGCAUUAGGGGCAUUGCUAGGGGCCAAUGCAAUAAACAAAGGCAAAGAUAUACCUCAGAAUCUUAAGGAAGGAUUACAAGCCAAAGAAACUGUGAAAAUUCUUCUGGAACAAAUGAAGGAGUCUAACAAUAAGCAAUCAGUCAGUUGAUAAAGUGAAAGAAAUUUCAACAAAAUUGUGGUUGAUAUAUUGUUGAAACAUGUUGGUGUUGAGUGUAUAUUGAUUAUUUACAACAUAUUUCCCAUAUCUCGAAGUGUCAGACUGAACUUACAAAGUUGUACAAAAGUGUAAUAGUCUAUGCAUCAGAAUUUUAACAAAUUACCAAUAGUUGUUUUGACUUUAAGAAUUGAUCUCUAUAAUAUUCUUCAUGUUUAAGGAAUGUCACUGUUUCAUCAACAUUGAUAGGUCUACUCUGAACUUUCAUUUAUAUAACAAUAGAUUUCACCACAAAACAUUGACAUGUGCUCUUUUGUUAAUAAAUUUGUUGUUGUGAAAUUUCUUAUUUUAAUCGACUAAUUUGAUAUUUUCAUGUAGAGAUCUAUGCAUUGGCCCAGUAGGUCAGAGAAGAUAUUGAGCCAUGCCACGACAAAACCAACAUAGUGUGUUUGCGACCAGCAUGGAUCCAGACCAGCCUGCAUAGUCUGAUCAGGAUCCAUGCUGUUCGCUAUCAGUUUCUCUACUUGUUAUACGGUUUGUAAGCGAACAGCAUGGAUUAUGAUCAUGUUGGUUUUGUCAUGACGCGGCUCAAUUAUCUUUUGAAGAAAGAGAUGCACAUUGUUUUGAAGAAAGAGAUACGCAAUGGAAUAUGAGCUCACUUUGGCCAUUUAUACCAGGUGAGUUAAUAAUGGACAGUACAUAAAUGUUGGGUUACAGUUUAAACACAUCUUAAGGAAAAUAAGAUGUUGAUUAUAGCAAUUUUGUUUUCUGGAAAAUUAACCACAGGACCAGAUUUUGACUGUUAAAAAUACUUAGCUUGUACCCACUUCCUUUUUAGCUGGUCUUUUCUGAAUAAAAAUGUUCAAGCCAU